This is a messenger RNA of Chilo suppressalis (striped riceborer), 723 nucleotides long. Lineage: Eukaryota; Metazoa; Arthropoda; Insecta; Lepidoptera; Crambidae. The record is from the annotation of a GenBank genome assembly.
AUGGACGAACCUAAAAAAAGUAAAUCGGAUUUGAAUAUUGAAGAAUUAAAAAAUAAAGGAAAUGAUUGUGUUAAGAAUGGUAAAUUCAUUGAAGCUGUUUUACAUUAUACACAGGCCAUAAAAAUGGAUCCGACUAAUUACUUAUUGUACAGCAAUAGAUCUUUUGCAUUUUUAAAGAUGGAUCAGCAUUAUUUAUCUCUUCAAGAUGCUAAUGAAACUGUUAGAUUGCAGCCACAUUGGGCCAAGGGAUACUUUCGGAGGGCUGAAGUAGAAGCUGCAAGUGGCUUAUAUGAUGAAGCAAUAAUAUCAUACUCAAGAGCACUUCAACUGGACCCUCACAAUUCCAAAUUAAUUGAGUCUAUAAAGAGUAUAACUGAUAUGCAGAAAAAGAAACUAAAAAGUAACCAGAAUAUUAUAUGGGUAUGCACAUGCCUAGGUUUAAUAACUGGAAUAGCAGUUGUUAUACUUGAUUACAGUUUUACAGCAAGCCCUACAUUGACACAUCCACUUAGUAUGGUUGCAUUUUCAAUAGCACUGUCUGGAAUUGGUUGGGCAGUAGGUAAAGCGGCAACAUUGAUGGACAACAUGAGUGCUGGCAAGUCUUUACAUCCACCAGAUGACUUAGGUGUCAAUUCCAAAGAGCAAGAAGAAACAAUACCCGAGAAGAAACCUAAAUAUAGUAAGGCACAGGCACGCCAAAGGUACAAGCAAGGAAAACUUUAG